Messenger RNA from Funneliformis geosporum, 663 nucleotides. NCBI's taxonomy places the organism in Eukaryota, Fungi, Glomeromycota, Glomeromycetes, Glomerales, Glomeraceae. The record is from the annotation of a GenBank genome assembly.
AUGCUAACUGGACCUUUAAAUGAUGAAUUGAUUGAAACAUUAGAAGAGAUUGAAAUGGAAAGGAAUAAUUUGCUUUUGGGUGAAAAUAUUUAUAACCAGCCGGCUACUAAGACAAAACCAAAAGCAUCUUCUUACCGGGGUAUUACUACAGAAGAUGUUGAUAGAAUUGAAAAUAUUACUAAGGCUGAUUUACAAGAAGCCAUAGCUAAAUCCUUUCAAGAGACUAUGUCUCAAGCAACUAAGACUCUAGGUAAUAGUAAAAAAUCAGCUAAUAAGAGAGCAGAAAACCUUAUGAUUAGACGUUUUUUAAGUGAUCUAAUAAGAGAGAAAGGUAAUGUAACUCCUGACAAUGAUUAUAAUUAUGACCUUGUGGAUGAUAUUACUGAUAGUAUAGCUAGCAUAACACUAAAUAAGGUCACAAUAAAUGCUAUCAAAUCUGCUGUUAGACAUGCUCUGAGAGAAACUCCACUAGAGGAAACUAUUCGUAAAAUCCUCCAAAGUGAACCUAAAUUAAUUUUUCCUGCAUAUUUUUCUUUCUCCAGGAAUUCUAGUCCCAUUGUGCCCAAAGAUAUAGUGGCUCUUAUGGAACUGAAGGUAGUAUAUCAAAGCAAUACCCCUUCAGUUUCCAAAGAUUCAGAUGAGUCUAGUCUAGAGGAAGACUGA